GUGUGUGUAUGUGUUUUACACCUGCCACUUCUUCUUCUGUCCUCCAGUUGUCCAGCUACCCCUCAAAGUUUUUUAGCACAUGGAAAGCAGUUGGCACCUACCAACGGAGGUCUUCUUCAUCUGUCCGGAGCUGAGAAAGUCCGCCCAAGUGCGAGCAGACGCACAGCUGCAGAGGGACAGUGGAUCCAGGACAGAGCUACAAAGACCGAGGGCCACAAAGGAAGACUGCUUUAAAGACUGCCUGAGCUUAAGGAUUAGGGAAAACUCUUAUUUAAAAUUCAAAUAUUAUUCAUAAAAUAAUUACAGCAGGUGCUGCAAUACAAUCUGGUUCGAUUAGUCCUCCGUGUUCGAAGCGAGCCUGGGAAAACCAUCGUCAUGGAGCUGCAGCACAGCACCAAUCACAACCAAGCCUCGUGGAAAGAGAUACCGUGGAACUCGACCGAGGACUGCUCGCUGUCGGUGAGUGGCACCACGUUACUCAUCAUUGCUUACAGUACAGUCAUGGCAGUGGGGCUCAUUGGAAACUCCUGCCUGGUGUUUGUCAUCACACGGCACAAAGAGAUGCACAACGUGACCAACAUCUUUAUUGUCAAUCUGUCCUGCUCAGACAUUCUCACGUGCAUUAUAUGCCUGCCGGUCACUAUUAUCUACACACUGAUGGACCACUGGAUCUUAGGAGAGACCCUCUGCAAGCUCACACCUUUCAUCCAGUGUAUAUCAGUCACUGUCUCCAUCUUCUCCCUCGUUCUGAUCGCCAUGGAGCGCUACCAGCUUAUCGUCCACCCAACAGGAUGGAAACCCAUGGUAGCUCAGUCCUACCUGGCUGUGGCUAUCACCUGGAUUGUGGCCUGCAUGAUCUCAGUGCCUUUGCUUUCCUACAACGUACUCACUUUGCCUUUUCAGAACUUCAGCACUCCACUCCCAAUAAAUGACAACUUUAUUUGCAUGGAGCAGUGGCCGUCAGUUAAGGAACGGCGAGCUUACUUCACCUCCCUGCUCGUCUUUCAGUACUUCCUCCCUCUUGUCCUCAUCAUGGUCUGCUACCUGCACGUCUACCUUCGCCUGAGGAGAAGGAAGGACAUGGUGGACCGCGGCAGGAACACCGCUCAGAAAAAGAACAAGGGCUCCACGAGGAUCAAUGCCAUGUUAGUCGCCAUAGUCGUGGCCUUCGCCCUCUCCUGGCUCCCCCUCAACGUCUUCAACACGGUGUUUGACUGGCACCACGAGCUCAUCCCGUCUUGCAGCCAUGACAUCAUCUUCUCGCUGUGCCACCUCACUGCCAUGAUCUCCACCUGCGUCAACCCGAUCAUCUACGGUUUCCUCAACAGCAAUUUCCAGAAACAGCUCAAGUCCACGCUGCUGCGCUGCCGCUGCUGGGGCGUGGUGGAGAGGUACGAGAGCGUGCCGCUCUCCACCGUCAGCACAGAGGUCACCAAGGGGUCGAUUUUGAGCAAUGGCUCUGUCAGCAACAAUACGUAAAUCCAUGCCUUUUUUUUCUUUUUCUUUUUUUUUUUUUAACUGAAAGACAAAGAAAGCAGCUGGUGCUCUUCAGCCUUCAUUGUGUCACUCUGCGGAGAUUUUCUUUCUUUCUUGGUUUGACAUUUGCAAAAGGUAGAAACCUCAGGACGGCAGUCCAGAAGGAGCAGGCUGAAGAGCCCUAAGCAGGAUGGCAGGUUGCCCUCCAAUCAGUAUGAGUCCACAUGUAAGAGGAAAGAGAGAACGCAGUGAUGGUGCAAAGGUUGGACGGGUUUACAGGACACUUACAGUACGUAUAGUCUUUUCCCCCACGUGCUGUCGCAUAUAAAAAUGAGGAGAUGCCUUUUUACUCUGUUACACCAUGUUUUCUCUCUGCAAUGAUCUGCUUGGAAAUCACGUUUAAAUGCAUAUUAGCUGUCUGGCUUUAACACUUCCACCUGCUCUAAAUGUGGCGAACCCCAAGAGAGUGCUGGAAGGACAACAAAAGGCGGGUGGGUCGUGGAGCAGCAAAUGUUGUUUUCAGUUUUGCGGGUUUUUUUGUGGUUUUUUUCUGGUGUUAAUAGUGAUGACGAAAACAUCGAGGGGUUGUGAACCGCAACGUGUAAAUGAUUAUCAACAGAGUAGCUUAGAAUACAACCGAAGGAGGGAACAUUUGUGCAUUAGACGUAGCUCUAGGCGGAGGACUUACUGGCAUCAUUUUAAUGCAUUUCUUAUUACCUAAACCCGCCACCGUCGUCGCUUUAAUGGUCUUUUGCAGAGAACCUUGGCAAAAGCUGCAUGCAUUUCAUGCUGUUUGACGCGUCCAUGCUCCUGUGUGUAUAUAUACAGAUGUUUAGGGGCAUAGGGGGGUCAUAAAAUGUGCCACACGGCCACCAUUUCUCAAUCGCAAUAAAACAAAAUAGAAGUGGCAGUAAAGGACAAGAGCGGGCUCCUUCCGUUGCAUAUAAGAUAAAGCACAGUUAUAGCGUGUGGUGUGCAAUAAAAAGCACUGUGUAGCAUAGCACGAUAGAAAGUAUCUCUAGGAAACGUGUUGUUGUAAUAUUUGGUUCAUGUUUAGCUCUUGUACUGACUUUUUUUUUUUCUCUUUUCUUUGUUUCUGCCUUGCUUUACAUGCUGGUUUGAAGCUGUCACCUUGCAGGUCAAGUUACCCAGGAAAGUAAAUGCUACCCUCUGACCAGAAUGCUGGUCAGUUAGCACUGGUUUGAUAUGAUAUCUUUUUUGUGUUAUAUAGUGUACAUAGGGGGGGGAAAAACCCUCCAAACCCUUCAACUUCUAAAUAUUAAAUAUUUCAAACUCUUUGUUUCUUUCUGAGGUCAAAUUCUGUGUGCUGCCUCUGUGUGCAUUAUUUAGAAGGGGAAGUCUGAGAUCACAACACAUUUUAGAUGCGCUCGUAGUGUUGAAUAAAUCAGUGUUGUGUUUGGUGCAAUAGAUGUUAAACAGCACGGGGAGGGGAGGAAAGUGUAUGAGAGAUCAAUGGGAAUUAGUGCUGAAUAUUCAUAUUCGGGGAAUGCCUGCUAACGCUCAUGCUUCGUCCUGUCUGAAAGGAAGAUCAAAGACCAACUGCGAGAGAUGGAGAAGGGAGUUUGUUUUUUUUUUUUAUUUAUUUUUAAUUUAUUUUAUUUUUGCUGCCAGGUGCCUUGUAGCUUUUAUGAUAUUUCAGGAGGUCGAGUGUUAGAUGUUUUCACACCUUACAAAGAGCCAAACCUGUUCACCUGCCAAGCCGUUUUCCAAAAGGCAGCUUAGCCCUGAAGAGAGCUCUCGGGUCCUUGUCAGCAUAAUUGACUGCAUGCUUCUGCUGGCCUGUGCUGCCCUUUGCUGACUUCCAAUCCCCUCUCCUUUCCCAUAUUUCACUCCUCUAGUCUGCCUUUCCUUUCAGAACACCAGCCGAGUGAAGCAGAAGUGUUCAUUUUUUUUCCCCCCUUGCAAUAAAGGACCCAAGAUGCCGGAGGUAGUUGCAAACUCCAGUGGCACUUGACAACGAGUGGAACCUAAAUUAGCCCCCCUUUUUUUUGUUACAUUGUUACCCAUUGUAACCCAGUCUACAAGCACAUUACUGCACUAUGAAAUGAAGCUCAGCUGGAGACAAAUACUUAAUGAGUCCACAGGGCCAGUCUCUCCUUGUCAGUCGAGCUGUUCCAGGAAGACUGGGAUCUUGGCUCUGUGCAUUUUAAUUUAGAGAGAUUCUCAUUUUUUUUUAAAAAGGGAAAAAAUAAAAAAUCUCUCCAGAUCACAGGAACAACGUGAACUAGUUGGCCAGAGAUUUGCUCAAGCUGUUGUUUUGAGCAUUUCAAUUCUCCUCAGUCAUAUUUUUGCUUUCCUUUCAACAGUGAGAAUGAUGUAUAAUUCAUCCUGCUUUACCUUGUGUCAAUAUUCAUAGCAAGAGGAUCAAUAUUACAGUGGAAAUUUGAGGGGUUUGUGCUGCCUGUGCCAAAGGAUUUGUGAAGAAUUACAAUAUAGAUGUGCUACAGAAUGAUUUUUCAGCUCAUACUCAUUGCUGCAAUCUCAUGAGACAAAGUCAAUGACACCUCUGAUCCUGGCUGAGAAAGAACUAAUCUUUAGAUUUUGGCAGAUGAAAGGGUCAAAGGGAGACCAGCUGCUGACUUUCGAAUCCCGUCCUGGUGUUAUGCAAAUACCGACAUCCGUGAGACAUGUAGGUUGCUCAUUUACAGGUCAAACACAUAGAUCGGCUAGGUCAAUAUUUUCUUGUUCCCUUAUCAUUCUGCUGAAUUGCCCUAAUGAUCCUCCCACCUUGUGUUCAUCAGAUCUUGCAGGGAAGCUUUAUCUCUAGUGACGGUUCCCAGUUUCAUCUGCUUGUUAGCACAGACACCAUGACGGCGUGAAUACAUGACCACCUCCAGAAUACAAUUCUGCGUGUCUCCGGUAUUAUAAUACAUCUGGAAAUUUUCUUUGUAGACUGCAAGAUAUUUCUUGCCUUCAUUUACCUAUGUGUCUUCUGUACUAUUCAAAAUAACACACACACAGUUGCUUCUUGCAUAAUGCAAGCAGACUUGACGGCUUGGAAUAGCAACUCCCUGAUUGGUGUCGGCCAGGUUGUCCUCACGAUUUUCUGUUGCGUGCAUGAAAAGAUAGAUAGAUAGGGUCUUGGCCUCUGCAUCUGGCCUUCCAUUUUCUUUGAUUGAGGAAAAGACCACAGCCUCUUUUAGUUGCCUGGUUACAGCUUCCUCGGAGUAUUCAAUGGGUCUCCUUCAAGCUGACACAGAGCACCGAGCUAUUAAAGUCACUUUAUUAAACACUGACAGAGGAGCUGCACCAGGCGGAAGCAGUUCACUGGACCCAUGUCAGCCAAACAGUCCUACGUAAGACAUGAUUGCUGAGGAUGCUUGAUGACGCACAGCAACUUUCCUUUUGACUUGCACUGGCUUGUGAUAGUUACAUCACAGCAAGCAGUAUUUUUUUUUUUUUCUUAAAAGAGCAUUUUCAGAAGUUGUAGCAGGGAAAGCACAGGCGUGUGUAGCUACAUUCAUAUUGGCAGCAUGUCAUUUGCCUGUGUCAAGGCCAGUUAAUAUUGCAUGCUUUAUUGCAAGGACACCGGGAGGAAAGGCUUUAUUAAAGGAACAGUUUCAUAUUUUGGCAAAGACACAAGAGUCAGAUUGGAAAUUUCAUUUCAAUUCUCUUGCCUGAAAAGCAAAUAUGAGAUGGAGCCAGGAACCGAAGACACUUUAAAAUCUGAUCCAGAUCACCAGAGACGAAACCUUUUUGUUUCUGCUUCACAGUCAGAUCACAUAUUAGCCAUGGGUUUGGUUUUGUUUCUGCUAUUUUAAAUCCCUUUAUUAUUUUUUUUCCAAGAAUGGAUGAUAUUGAACGGUUAAUGUGCGUUCACAGACCAUUCAGCUGGGGGAACAGUGCACCCUGGAGUAGCGCACUCCCAGCAGACAAUAUAUAAGACCACCUGCAGAAGCUGUUUAUAGCUUAAAGGUUGGAACAUUUGGUUUCUGUUCAAGAUCGCCUGAAGUAUAAAAAUUACCUUUGCACAGAGUCAAGUCUUUUCCAGCCUUUAUAUAAAAACAUAGCAGAUAAAA
Messenger RNA from Oreochromis niloticus (Nile tilapia), 5516 nucleotides. RefSeq names its product neuropeptide Y receptor Y8b (gene npy8br). Gene Ontology annotation, molecular function: neuropeptide binding; neuropeptide Y receptor activity. NCBI's taxonomy places the organism in Eukaryota, Metazoa, Chordata, Actinopteri, Cichliformes, Cichlidae. The record is from RefSeq and is a predicted model, not a curated record. The transcript is spliced from 3 exons. The coding region runs from base 376 to 1479 and encodes 367 amino acids. Gene Ontology annotation, biological process: G protein-coupled receptor signaling pathway. Gene Ontology annotation, cellular component: plasma membrane; neuron projection.